Messenger RNA from Fulvia fulva, 1485 nucleotides. Its product is annotated as Developmental regulator flbA. Gene Ontology annotation, biological process: intracellular signal transduction. The record is from RefSeq and is a predicted model, not a curated record. NCBI's taxonomy places the organism in Eukaryota, Fungi, Ascomycota, Dothideomycetes, Mycosphaerellales, Mycosphaerellaceae. The transcript is spliced from 3 exons. The coding region runs from base 1 to 1485 and encodes 494 amino acids.
AUGCACCAAACAUCAUCGAAAUUGCUCAGAAUGACGGACGAUGAUCGGCCAUUCACCAGGGACUUCAAGGACCUGUUCAGUACACUCAUGGUCAGUCUGCCUCUGGGGCCACAUCGCGUGCGCUUCUCCAGGAUAGAGCACACUUUCACAACAUUAGAGUUGACCACGAAUCUGGGAUCUCUCAAAUUUUCGCAAUCCAACCGAAUGCCUGACCCCAAGGAUACCUCACGGAUAGUAACCACCACGACCACCACAACAUUCUCCAUGGCGAGAGAAAUGGCAAAAUCUGUUUGCCAGCGGUUCCUGGAUGCGAGAUUCAUCGAGUCUGUGGACGGCAAGACAGACUUCUCAUCGAAGAACUCGGUAUGGCAGCUCACACCCAAAGGCAUGAACAUCUUGUCACGAUUCUGCCAACGCAACGGCAUCGCCCAAAGACAUGUCAACGAUCUCCUAAAUUCGCCGCGAAACAUCAUGCAGCUGGUCACCUUGGAAAGAGAUCCCGAGACCGACAAGUUGAGCUACGACCAAGCUGUGAUAGACAUUAUUUUCCGACGUUUCGCUGGUGACACUGGCCCCAACCUCAAGGUGGGCUCGUCAUCAUCAGAUUCCGAUUCGAACAGCGAUUGCGUCAACGGCAUUGCGGGUGUAAGGAUGGUGCGUGCUAAGCGAGGCGACAAGAAUUCACCCUAUGUGUUCACAGGCAUCGCUGCGUUCGACUGGUUGAUGGAAUGUUGCACGACAGUCGACAAGCGAGAAGUUUUCGACAUCGCCAAUGCGUUUCUCAACGCCGAUCUCAUCGAGCUAUACAUGGCCGACCGAUCACAAAGCAGUAGUCAAGCGUCACAAGCAACUGGGUUCCGAGCAUCAAAGUCUGUAACCUACGCUGUGACGAUGAAAGGCAUGAUAGUCGCUGGGUGGGUUGCGAGUCCAACCGGUACGGCGAACGGCGAAAGAACCGCCGCACCUGUCAAGCCGACAAAUGGUGUGUCUCGCGACUCGAACACCAACCGCAUGACUGUCAUUAUUCGGGAUCCGGCUCUCCGGCUACUUUUUAGGGAAUACCUCAGAGAGACUCACUGCGAAGAGAACUUGGCAUUUUAUGUGGAGGUGAAAUCGUUUCUCGCGGACUACGAGCGGGCAAAGCGCGGUCCAGCAGCACCCAGGCAGGAUACGAUCAGGGAGACCCUCGCGUCCGCCUACAGCCUUUACAACGCAUUCCUUGCACCAGGCUCACCAUGCGAGCUCAACAUCGAUCACACCCUACGAAAUGCUCUUGCCGGUCGCAUGACCCGGUCAGUCGGUGAGGACGAACAGCUGAUCAAGAGCCUGGACGAGGUCGCUGCCCUCUUUGACCAGGCACAAAGCAGCGUGUUCAAGCUCAUGGCCAGUGACUCGGUGCCAAAAUUCUGCCGCGACCCCAAGUAUGCUGCUGUCCUCCGUGAGCGAAAGCUCGAGAACAUGAUUGCAGCAGUCCAGAUCAGCUAG